AUGAAGCAAGGAAGCCCCCCGACCGACGCUCACACGCCAUUGUUGAGAAAGGACAACGACGCUCAAGACGAACUGACAACGGGAUACGGCAUUAAUGGCCCAAGAGAGGAGACCAAACAUCAAUUCCCACAGCCAAGUUGGACGUGGGCAAGACCCUACAAAACAACUGAGAGGCUCCCUCAAACCAUAGCCCACCGUGGGUACAAGACGAAAUACCCCGAGAACACGAUGAAGGCGUUCCGGGGCGCUGUCGAGGUCGGGAGUCACGCUAUUGAGACGGACAUCCACCUAACGAAGGACGGUGUUGUGGUUCUCUCACAUGAUCCCGAUCUCAAGCGGUGUUUUGGACAGCAGGAGAAGAUUAUCGAUUGCGACUGGGACUAUCUCUCGGGGCUUCGCACCGUACAAGAGCCACACGAGCCGAUGCCACGACUCGUCGAUCUCCUCGAGUACGUCGCCCAGCCCGGUCUAGAACACAUAUGGCUCCUCUUCGACAUCAAGGUUGACAACAACGCCGACGAUGUGAUGAGACUGAUUGCGCAGACACUGGCGUCCGUCCAUCCCGGCGCGCGAGCCUGGGAGGAGCGAGUGCUGAUGGGCAUCUGGGUUCCCAAGUUCCUCUCGCUGUGCACGAAAUACGUGCCCGACUUCCCCGUUGCGCACAUUGGCUUUUCGACGACCAUGGCGCGCGAGUAUCUCAAAGUGCCCCACGUGGGCUUCAACAUGCUCCUCUACUCCCUUCUGGGUCCCGUUGGCGCUCGCUUCAUGCGCGACGUGCGCAAACAGAAACGGCCACUCUUUGUCUGGACCGUCGACGAACCCAACUUGAUGACUUGGUGCAUCCACCGCGCCGUGGACGGCGUCAUCACAGACAACCCCGAACUGUUCCGCCGCAUCUGCGACGACUGGGAUGACAAGAAGGCGAAGAAGACCGCGAGGCCAACGGUCAUGCAAUGGCUGAAAACCAUCUGGGUCUGGAUCCUGAUCACCUUGUUUUCGCGCACCUUUCGGCGAAGGUUUCCAGAGACGGUCGAGGCUUAUAUCAAGGAGCACGACCUGAGAGCCAAAGCAACAUUGGCAAUUGAUGAGUUACAUGGCUAG
Messenger RNA from Exophiala spinifera, 1101 nucleotides. RefSeq lists its product as uncharacterized. The transcript is spliced from 3 exons. NCBI's taxonomy places the organism in Eukaryota, Fungi, Ascomycota, Eurotiomycetes, Chaetothyriales, Herpotrichiellaceae. The coding region runs from base 1 to 1101 and encodes 366 amino acids. The record is from RefSeq and is a predicted model, not a curated record. Gene Ontology annotation, biological process: lipid metabolic process. Gene Ontology annotation, molecular function: phosphoric diester hydrolase activity.